Messenger RNA from Anneissia japonica, 532 nucleotides. RefSeq names its product myb/SANT-like DNA-binding domain-containing protein 3. Lineage: Eukaryota; Metazoa; Echinodermata; Crinoidea; Comatulida; Comatulidae. The annotation marks the transcript as partial. The record is from RefSeq and is a predicted model, not a curated record. The transcript has a single exon.
AUGCAUCAUGAUGGUGGUUUCAACCGCUUUCUACUUAUUUGUAGUUCGUUGGCCAGUAACCGAACACCGACAACAGCAACGACAUCACCCAUAGCAACAGGAUCACCCAUGAAAGUGACACCACACAUGUCAGAGGUCGAACGCAACAUACUAAUGGCGCUUGUCAACCAGUAUCGUGAUGCUAUUGAAAGCAGGAGGAAUGACAGCACAGCGGUACAGCGGAAAGCAAUUGCUUGGGCGUACGUUGAAAAAGAAUACAAUACCCAACCGAUGGUUAGAAAUCAACGUACAAAGAAACAGCUCCGAAAAGCGUAUGAAAAUUUAAAGAUGCGCUCAAAGAAAGACAUAAUGAAGAAACAAAAGCUGGUAAAACCUGAACAAGAGCGAAGACCAAUGCCAAUCUCGGCAGGUUCCAGUAUGCCAGUGGGGAUGACUGAAUCAGAGAUACCUGCAGAGAUAAGAACACUGCUUAAUCCUUAUGAUGCAGAUGAUAACACUUAUCAUGGUGAAACAUCCACCAGCAAUCAUGAUG